This is a messenger RNA of Oryzias latipes (Japanese medaka), 1069 nucleotides long. It is a transcript of the gene tnnt1, whose product is annotated as troponin T type 1 (skeletal, slow). Gene Ontology annotation, molecular function: tropomyosin binding; troponin T binding. Gene Ontology annotation, biological process: slow-twitch skeletal muscle fiber contraction; regulation of muscle contraction; sarcomere organization. The record is from RefSeq and is a predicted model, not a curated record. Gene Ontology annotation, cellular component: troponin complex. Lineage: Eukaryota; Metazoa; Chordata; Actinopteri; Beloniformes; Adrianichthyidae.
UCAUUCAACCACACACCACAGCCUCCACGUCCGGCUAUAAAACUCCUCUGACGGUCUUCCUUUGUCAUUCUCUGGGUCUGUCUGUCUCUUCUGAUUUCACUUCUCUGCUCAGCCAUGUCGGAGGCAGAAGAGGAAUACGAGGAUCAGACUGAAGAAGUCGAGGAGGAGGAGGCGGAGCCUGAGCCAGAGGAGGAGACUGAGGUUGUGGUAGAGGAAGAAGAGCAGACAGAGUACCAAGAUCAAGAUGCUCCGGAAGAAGAGGAGGAACGUCCGAAACCCAAACCCAUGGUGCCCCAACUCGCACCUCCAAAGAUUCCUGAGGGAGACAGGGUGGAUUUUGACGACAUCCACCGGAAGCGCAUGGAGAAGGACAUGCUGGAGCUCCACACUCUGAUUGAUGCGCAUUUUGAGCAGAGAAAGAAGGAAGAGGAGGAGCUUAUUUACCUCAAGGAGCGAAUUGAGCGCCGGCGGUCUGAGAGAGCCGAGAUCCAGAGGGUUAGAGCUGAGAAGGAGAAGGACCGACAGCACAGGAUUGCGGAGGAGCGUCUGAGGAAAGAGGAGGAGGAGGCCAAGAAGAAGGCAGACGACGAUGCCAAGAAGAAGAAAGUGCUGUCCAACAUGGGGGCAAACUUCGGAGGCUUCCUUGCUAAGGUUGAGUCGAGGAAAGGCAAACGCAUGACAGCCAGAGAAAUCAAGAAGAAAACUCUGAUUGAAAGACGGCAACCUCUAGGUAUUGAAAACCUAAGGGAGGAUGCUCUGAAGAAACGGGCUCAGGACAUGUGGAACUGGAUUUACCAGCUGGAAUCAGAAAAGUUUGACUACAUGGAGCACAUGAAACACCAGAAAUAUGAGAUCACUGUGUUGCUGAACAGAAUCCAGCAUGCUCAGAAAUUUAAAAAAGGCCAUGGCAAAGCAAAAGUGGGCGGUCGCUGGAAAUAAACGCUGAGGAUGUCAGAAAGAGAAGAAACAUUUCUGCCCCAUGAUCUUAGCUUCCUCUUUGCAGGCAAUUUUAGUGGGUGAAGAAGACUACUUCAAAAUAAAUAUUGAUAAUAAAAUGUUCAGCCACUAA